AUGGCCCAACAGAUUCAACCGCCAAGCGGCAGCGUCCGACAAGAGGAGCUGCACUCGAAAAUUAGCAGCUUGCUCUCUGCUGCUGACGGCACGUCUCCCAAAUCUGCGUUCCUGCACGAUGUCUGGCCAAGGUUGGAGGAAGAAUACGAUCUCAUGGUGCGCAGCCUCAUCGCCCACUGCGAAAAUCUAGUUAGAGAGAGGAAUAUAUCGGCCAAAGUGGAUGGCAGAGUCAAGACCACGCAGUCGAUUGACAAGACUCUCGACCGCCGGCUGCAGUACCGCAUUGCGAACUAUCUGGGCGCGUACAAGAGCGUCGAGGAAAUGUUCUACGAUAUGUAUGACCUAGCAGGCAUUCGUAUCGUGGUUGACUAUCCCUCGCAACUGGAGCCGGCAAACCAACUAAUAGAAGAAUCAUUCCGGCAAGCCAAGAGCCCAAAUAUCUUCACCAGGGAACGGCCCGUCGGAAAGGAGUGGGAUGCCUGGUUUGGGGCAUAUCAGAGCUACAAUUACCACGUCUCCGUCAAAAAUGGAACCCAGGGCACCCUUGGGGCUUACCUCAAUGUUAGCUUAUACAACAGGCUGGCACAUCCCCUGCUUUAUAAACAGCAAGCGGGUGACAUAUCUCGGCGGGAUGAAAUGGUUAUUGACCUUUCCCACGGCCUGUCGCUAUGUUAUUCAAUCUGUCUAUUAUAUGCCCAAGACAAGCUGGGAAAUAAUGAACGACCUGACCAGAGCCUUAUCAGUGCAAUGAGGUGCGCGGCGAAUGAUGGCGAUGAUGGCAUAUUGGAGAAUAUGAGCCUAUUGCUUAGCAUGAUGCCCGACAAGGUGAAGGCCUAA
This is a messenger RNA of Clonostachys rhizophaga, 837 nucleotides long. The record is from the annotation of a GenBank genome assembly. NCBI's taxonomy places the organism in Eukaryota, Fungi, Ascomycota, Sordariomycetes, Hypocreales, Bionectriaceae.